CCAUUCCUUACCACGAUCGUGGCCCGUUUGGAAAGCCUCCCACAUAACUGUUUCUAUGCCAAUUUGUAUUUAACGAGCAUUUUGUCCAGUCUGGCUUCGUAUUCUCAACCUCUGUUACGUGCAAUCAUGCUACUUGUCCCAUCAACCAUUGCCGUUCAUCAGUCCCGUUCCCAACCCACUGGAACAGAGGUCGAUAAAUCAGAUGUACUACUCACUUGGCGGUCGCUGCAAGAGGCAUAUUCACAACUCCCCUAUGCUGUACUGUGCUCGGUUCGCAAACAGCUGGACUUGUUUUCCAUUCGGUAUACCAUGUGUCCACCGGACGGAAUGACCAUGUCUUUCAUGGGUUUGGUCAUGGAUGCAAAACAGUAUUUCCGUCACGCUAAUGAAACCCCCUGCCCGUUCACUACGAACAAUCACCUGGUCAGUGGUACACGCGACGCGACCGAAGUCACGACUAGUAAGUUUUCCUAA
Molecule: messenger RNA, 474 nt
Organism: Echinostoma caproni
Lineage: Eukaryota; Metazoa; Platyhelminthes; Trematoda; Plagiorchiida; Echinostomatidae
Source: the annotation of a GenBank genome assembly